Molecule: messenger RNA, 897 nt
Organism: Trametes versicolor FP-101664 SS1
Lineage: Eukaryota; Fungi; Basidiomycota; Agaricomycetes; Polyporales; Polyporaceae
Product: F-actin capping protein alpha subunit
Exons: 7
Coding region: 1-897 (298 amino acids)
Biological process (GO): barbed-end actin filament capping; actin cytoskeleton organization
Cellular component (GO): actin cortical patch; F-actin capping protein complex
Molecular function (GO): actin filament binding
Source: RefSeq, a predicted model, not a curated record
AUGGACGACGCAGAUCGCAUCCAGGCAGCCUCCAAGUUUCUGCUUCAGUCGCCGCCUGGGGAGAUCAACGACGUCCUGAAUGAUGUCCGCAACAUCAUCUCGGACGACGACUCGCUGCAGGCCGGCGUGCUCCCAGCACUGCGUGAGUAUAACCUCGCGCAGUUCAUCACCGCGGACGUGCCGGGGCACCAGCACCAGUCUAUAGUCAGCGACGCUGCGAGAGUGCCGAGCGGAAGCAGCGAUGAGGACGACGAGCAGUCGCAGGAUAGGUACUGGGACCCCCGGUCACGGACGAGUUUCCGUUUCGACCACUUAACACUGGAAACGUCUGACCCAGAACACGUUGAGCCAGACUCGGAGUCCGAACCCUUCCGCGUAGCACUUGAGAAUGCUGCGCUCGCAUACCUGGCCUCCCACUACCACGACGGCGUCGUCUCCGUCUUCUCCACCCCUGGCUCUUCAAGCCGCUUCACCAUCCAAAUCGUCGCGAAUAAGUAUAACCCUAACAACUUCUGGUCUGGCCGCUGGCGCUCCGAAUAUGUCGUCGAUACGGGCGCGAAGCAGAUCACAGGCCGCAUCCUGCUGAACGUACACUAUUACGAGCAGGGGAACGUACAGCUCUCGUCGACGCACAGCCUCACGCUCGCGCUGCCGCCCGCAAUCGCGCCUGGAGGCGGCGCGGCCGCCGCUACGAAGGUACUCGCGCUCGUAGAGGCGGAAGAGGGCCGCUACCAGGCGUCGCUGAACGACACGUACGCGGAGAUGGGCGAGAAGACGUUCAAGGGCCUGCGCCGCGCGCUCCCGAUGACGCGCUCGAAGCUCGACUGGGACAAGGUGCUUGGGUAUAAGCUGGGGGCGGAGCUCACGAAUAGCAAGGCUGGAUUCGGUGCGGCGUAG